Molecule: messenger RNA, 1557 nt
Organism: Vidua chalybeata
Lineage: Eukaryota; Metazoa; Chordata; Aves; Passeriformes; Viduidae
Gene: TMPPE
Product: transmembrane protein with metallophosphoesterase domain
Exons: 2
Coding region: 155-1471 (438 amino acids)
Molecular function (GO): hydrolase activity
Source: RefSeq, a predicted model, not a curated record
UGCCGCCCGCCAUGCUGCGGCUCCUGCUCCCGCUGGCCGCCCUGGCCACGCUCCUCCGGGCGGCGGCUUUGUUGACCCAAGGCAUCCCUUCAUAACCACAUUAUUGACUUCUGGAGACUUCUGCAGAAUAGAAGGGAACAGUCAGGAAGCAAAGAUGAUCUCCUUCAAGCAACUGCCCAUUGAAGCAAAGGCUGCAGUGGCUGCAGGAGUGGUUUUCUUCUCCAUGAUGCUAUCGCGGAGUUACCUGGCAGAAAAACUCGAUUUCAGGAUGCGGCACUGGCUUCUAAGGCUGCAAAUGGCACUGUUUGCUAAUACACUCAUGUUGAUGGGAUCUCUCCAUGUUUGGAGAAGCACAGUCACCACGUUCACCAGGUCUUCAGCUGCCAGCUCCUUCUGUUUCAUGCUGUGGAAAAUAGCUGUGUUCAUGUUUCUAGCGUUGGCUCAUUCAAGCUUCUUUACAUUGCUGUUUCUUGUUGCAGAAGAGCCCUAUUUCUUUUCUUUAGCUGCCUACACUUGCUUGGGGGCCUAUAUUAUUCUCAUCUUUUUCCUCUUCACUCUAGGCUCUGUAGAGCAGGCUUACAAGUUCUUGGCUGGGAGAGGCGCUAAGGCAGGCACGGGCAACAAGAACAGAACAGCACUGAAACCAGUUCUGGCAGUCUUGCUGACAGUUGUGCUGACUGUUGUUGGGCUGUUAAAUGCUUCCCAGCCCCCUACUGUGAAUUCAGUGGAGAUUCCAGUUCACAAACUGCCCUCAACAAUGAAUAACCUGAAAGUGGUGUUGCUUUCAGAUAUCCACCUGGGGCCUACAGUUGGGAAGACCAAGCUUGCCAUGAUAGUGAGAAUGGUUAAGGCUUUAAAACCAGAUAUCACUGUGAUUGUUGGGGACCUGUCUGAUGCUGAGGCAAAGAUCAUACAACCUGCUGUUGAGCCUCUUGGAGAACUUGAUUCCCCUUUGGGGACUUACUUUGUCACAGGAAACCACGAGUACUACACCUCAGAUGUUAGCAACUGGUUCGAGCUGUUAAAAUCAUUUAACAUUCAGCCGUUGCAUAACGAGAAUGUGAAGAUUGUUUCACCAAAGAGCACUUCUGACUGGUUCUGCCUGGCUGGCGUGGAUGAUAUUGAAGCAGAUGUGUUGCGCUAUUCGGGACAUGGCAUGGAUUUGAAAAAAGCUCUCAGAGGUUGUAGCAGUGAGCAUGCAAUAGUGCUCUUAGCUCAUCAGCCAAUUGCUGCAAAGUGGGCCCUUCAGGAGAGGCCAGACAUAAAUUUAAUUCUCUCUGGCCAUACUCAUGGAGGGCAGAUUUUCCCUCUAAAUGCAGGAGCUUAUCUUCUGAAUCCAUUCUUUGUUGGCUUGUACCAAGUUGGGCAGAAUACCUUUGUCUACGUCAGCCCGGGAACGAUGUACUAUGGAAUACCCAUGAGGCUGGGCAGCAGAGCCGAAAUAACAGAGAUUAUUCUACAUUCUCCUUGAGGAGUUUGAGGGGUUUUCCAUUUGACAGACUUCUAAUUUUUUUUUUUUUUUUUUUUUUUUGGCCAGUAUAUUGGCUCUUCUACUAU